AUGAGUAUAUCUAUGGACCAAGGGGCAGACGCAUUAUUGCAAGCCGCCCGCGAGGGAGCUGCGCUGGAGGCGCUGACCGAUGUUGAUGUGGACGGCGAUGGCUCGAGCAGCUUGAGCGAGAUUGAGGAUAAGGAUGGCGACCAAGAUGACGAGGCUGAUGGUUCAGACGAUCUCAGCAACAUCUCUGACGAUGAGAACGACUCCGAGGCCGAGACAGAGCGGCUUGAAGAAUCUCCUAGCAAAUUCAGACCGCACAAGGAUGUUGUGCUAAGCUCCCACCACGAUAGUCAAAGCUACGACCACACACCCAGCAAGCUCCACAACCAGAUCACCGCAGACGAUCAAGAAGAAGACGACGACGAUGAGCCACUAUCUGACGCCGAUGUAUCGAACGAAUCUCCGGGAUCCCCAAAAAGUUCCGCUCGCGAUGAAACCGACCAUGACCAUCCAACGGCACCGACAUCUCUGGAGAACUCCUCCGUCGAGAGCAAGAAUAUUCUACUAUCGGCUAUUGAGGCAGACACAAGGAAGCGGAAAAGAUCUAUAAUGGCAGGCAGCGGCCUUGAGGAAGACCUUGGGGAGCCCUUGCGUAAGCGCACUGGCUCUGUCAUGACGCCUGGAGACGAAUACGCAAUUGAAGAAGAAGUUCAGGCAGAUGAAGAUGUGGAUACAUCCAACCCUAUUAGCGGCAACAUAUCAGGGGACGAAGGCGGGGUCGCCCAAGAAGAUGAAGUGGUCGAGGAGGCUGAAGAACCGGCUCCAGCGGACGAUGAACCCCAAGAUGCUACCGAAAUACCUGUUUCGCCUAAGAAGAGGGGUCGAAAAAAGAAGAAAGUGGUCGAAAAUGGCAUCGACAAUCAGCUUGAAGAUUUAGAAUCCCUUCCCAACGCGGAGGUGACCAUUAAUGGCGACGACGAUGUGCGGAACGCUGAGGAAGACAACGCAGAUAACGAGGGUGACGAUGAGGCUGAAGCUGCCCUUAAGAACGAGGAAGAGCUUGAAAGGAAACGGAUCGCGUUGGACCAGUUGGGCUCGAUCGAACGUCAAUUUUCUACCUUCCGAGAUAGGCUCUACGAACAACGACUGGACCAAUUGAACAGAGAAGAGGCUAUGCUUCGACUGGCCAAACCUACACACCCAGAAUAUCUUGCGAUGAUACGUUGUAUCGAGGCACGGAGGGACGAUAGAACUAGGAUAGCGGAUAACUUCAAGGAGCUAGAAUUGCAAACCCUCAAGAAGUCUGCCGUCGCGAGGAGGAGCCAGAUCCUCUCACAGUUCCAACAAGAUGUUCGAGACAUCCGAGAAAAGACGCUCGAACAACUUGGCAAGCAGUGGUAUGAGAUACAACACGAUCGGAGAAGCUACGCUGGUAGUGUCCCGGAUUAUUCUCUAAAAUUCCCGACACGCAAGUCACAGCAAGUUAUGAACCAAGUGGCAUACAGCAACGAAGUAUCUAUUCUUUCUGGUGUCGCAAGAUAUGUUGGGUUUCCAGCUGCUCCGGAAAUGGCCCCUGCUACAUCCGCAGAAUUAGAAGAAGAUCUCGAGAAGAUGGGGCGAACAAAACCAGUCCGCCAUAUGCCGCUUCAAGAACUAGCCGCCCUUCGUUCAGCAGGUUCAACUUCACGGUUCAAGCCUGCUGAGGAGCAAUUUAUUGAGCAGACACCAUGGGCGAAUCCUCAGCACCCUUCACAUGCGCAUCUCCUCCAACGACAAACCUCUGCUCAACAAAUUCCGCGCACAUCAAGCCCCUUCUCUCAAAUACAAGCCCAGCAAAGAAGACAUUCCCAUCAAGCUGCUCCAGGGUUACCAAUUUCCGGUACAUUUUCAAGCUCGUCUUCAUCUUUACCCCAACAUUCUAAAGGCCAUACGAUAUCUGGCGGUCGCAUAUCUCCUCAUAACCCUUUUGGAAAUUCUACACUAUCUCAUAAAAUCGUACCAUCGCCCUUGGGUAGCCGGCAGACAUCAUUAUCACCCCAGCAGAACCAUCCCCCACCAUCGCUAGCAGGUCAGCACAGCACGCCGAAGGUGCCAGACGGGCCCACAAGCAAGGGAAACCAGCCUUCACCUCCAGAUUCUGUCUCGGAUAUCCCGCGCGAUUUCCCGCAGGAUAUCAGGCGUGAGCAAACAGCUGUCAUGAUGGGCCGUUUUUAA
Messenger RNA from Venustampulla echinocandica, 2151 nucleotides. RefSeq lists its product as uncharacterized. The transcript is spliced from 4 exons. The record is from RefSeq and is a predicted model, not a curated record. Gene Ontology annotation, molecular function: histone deacetylase binding. Bases 1 to 2151 code for a protein of 716 amino acids. Gene Ontology annotation, biological process: negative regulation of transcription by RNA polymerase II. Gene Ontology annotation, cellular component: Sin3-type complex. Lineage: Eukaryota; Fungi; Ascomycota; Leotiomycetes; Helotiales; Pleuroascaceae.